This is a messenger RNA of Manis pentadactyla (Chinese pangolin), 1713 nucleotides long. RefSeq names its product hippocalcin like 1 (gene HPCAL1). The record is from RefSeq and is a predicted model, not a curated record. The transcript is spliced from 5 exons. Bases 405 to 986 code for a protein of 193 amino acids. NCBI's taxonomy places the organism in Eukaryota, Metazoa, Chordata, Mammalia, Pholidota, Manidae. Gene Ontology annotation, molecular function: calcium ion binding.
UCGCUUCCUUUCCUUCCCCCGACUGGCAGGCGGGCCUCGGCGGCUGCAGGCGGCGGACGGGCGGACCGGCGGGCUGCUCCACCGAGCUCCCUCCCUCGCUGCUGGCUUCCUUUUGUCUUUCUGGGCGGCGAUGAGCACAAGGCCGGCGCGGCGGCUGCGGGCGCACGGAGGCCCGAGCUCCUAGCCACCCUUCCCGGCCUCGGCGCGCUCGUCCCGGGCAGCGGCCCGCGCCCGCCCCAGCGCCCGCGGCGCCGAACUUGGGCUCGGCGAGCCGGCAGACCUCCGCCGGAGCAGGGCAUGGUCUAGCAGCCCAGACAAGGACGUGGAACCAGCUCCCGAAGUUCUGACCCCUGCUCUGUCUCUGUCUCUGUCUCCACUUGGCCUUGGGUGCCGCCGCGGCCGCCAUGGGCAAGCAGAACAGCAAGCUGCGGCCCGAGGUGCUGCAGGACCUGCGGGAGAACACCGAGUUCACGGACCACGAGCUGCAGGAGUGGUACAAGGGCUUCCUCAAGGACUGCCCCACCGGCCACCUGACCGUGGACGAGUUCAAGAGGAUCUACGCCAACUUCUUCCCCUACGGCGACGCCUCCAAGUUCGCCGAGCACGUCUUCCGCACCUUCGACACCAACGGCGACGGCACCAUCGACUUCCGGGAGUUCAUCAUCGCGCUGAGCGUGACCUCCCGGGGCAAGCUGGAGCAGAAGCUCAAGUGGGCCUUCAGCAUGUACGACCUGGACGGCAACGGCUACAUCAGCCGCGGCGAGAUGCUCGAGAUUGUGCAGGCUAUAUACAAAAUGGUAUCCUCUGUAAUGAAAAUGCCCGAGGAUGAGUCUACCCCGGAGAAACGAACUGACAAGAUCUUCAGGCAGAUGGACACCAACAAUGACGGCAAACUGUCCCUGGAAGAAUUCAUUAAAGGCGCCAAGAGUGACCCGUCCAUUGUCCGUUUGUUGCAGUGCGACCCCAGCAGCGCGAGCCAGUUCUAAGGGGCUGGGCGUCUGGACAGCCAUGAGGAACAUGGGCUCGUCUCACCGUUUCAGCUUUGCUUGCAGAAGUGGAUGCCUCCCCAGUCAUUCCUGCUCUCUGGGCCCCAUGACCCGUGCACCUGCCCAGCUGGUGGCUGCGCCUCCCUCCUCUGGCCUCCUCCUGCCCCUCCUGGUCCCUCCCAGGGGGGUGUUCACAUGCAAGGCACACAGCGUUCUCACUUCCAGGGCACCUCCGUCUGGGGGAGCCCAGAGGACAGUGCCGAGGUUACUGGUGGGACUGUCUGAAUCGCGCCAAGACCAGCUAAUUUAUCCUGUGGUUGCAGGUGGCUGUGGGGAAGGUGGGGACAAGAAUGGAGGGAGUGUAGACAGGCAAACCCUCCCCAUGCAUGGUUCCACCACGCUUGUUCAUCCUCUGACCAAAGCCGCUUGCACGUAUAUAUACUGUGGUCUCCUUUCUAUUAAUAUAUAAAUUAUACAUACGUAUGGUGAAGUGAACUGUAAUGUGUAGGUCCCGUAUUUAAUGCCUCGAUUGCCUUUGAAGCGUGGUUCCCUGUGGCCUGUGAUCCCUCGAGCCUGGUUAUUUUGUGGUAUUUAUGUACUCAAUCUGCCUGUUUCAAGAGGAAAUGCAUGCCUGCCCAGAGCCGUCCAUGCUGUGAAUGCAGGCGUCCAUGCAAGGUCUGUCAUCCCUGUUGGCAUUUCCUGUAUUAAAAUGAUGAAAUAAAUGAAA